AGCCAGAUCGUCGAUGUGUACGUCCGUGUAACCGGAGGUGAAGUCGGAGCCGCCAGUUCUCUAGCUCCAAAGAUCGGUCCUCUCGGUCUCGCACCGAAGAAGAUCGGAGAAGACAUCGCCAAGGAGACGGCCAAGGAAUGGAAAGGGCUCCGUGUCACAGUGAAGCUGACUGUUCAGAACCGUCAGGCUAAGGUCACUGUCGUCCCAUCAGCUGCAGCUCUCGUCAUCAAGGCGUUGAAGGAGCCGGAGAGAGACAGGAAGAAGGUGAAGAACAUUAAGCACAAUGGUAACAUCUCAUUCGAUGAUGUGAUUGAGAUUGCUAGGAUAAUGAGGCCAAGAUCUAUCGCCAAGGA
Camelina sativa (false flax) is the source of this 353-nucleotide messenger RNA. The record is from RefSeq and is a predicted model, not a curated record. Lineage: Eukaryota; Viridiplantae; Streptophyta; Magnoliopsida; Brassicales; Brassicaceae.